CCCGGAAAUCGACUGGAAAGGGCAGUAAUAUUUCGCGCCAAAUUGAAACAACAGCUCAGCCAGCGUGAGCGACGAACUGGGACACUAACCAUCGGACACUGCUUUUAGUUUUUCCACGCAUUUUUCCCCCCCUCAGUCAAGUGUAGCCAACAUGGAGGAGGCCAACAAGCUCAUCGGCACCGGCAAGAAGCACCUGGUGAUGGGGAAGGCGGUGGAGGCGGUGAGCGCCCUGCAGGAGGCCUGCGGCAUGCUAGCUAAAAAGUAUGGAGACACAGCAGACGAGUGUGGAGAAGCUUUCUUCUGGUGUGGUAAAGCGCUGCUGGAUUUGGCACGGAUGGAAAACUCAGUCCUGGGUAAUGCUCUGGAAGGAGUGCCAGAAGAAGAUGAGGAGAAACCCAAAGAAUCAAACGUUGAGAGCACAGAAAACAUUGAUGAGCAGACCAGAGACGAGCUGAGGGUUCAGGUGUAUGACGCCAUGGCAGAGCAGAAAAAUGAAGACGCUGAGAAGGUUGAAGGGAAGCAGAGCGAAGAUACGGAGAAGGACGGUGACGCGGAGAAGGCCGAGGCUGGCGAUGAACAACAGAAAGCGGCAAAGGAAGAGGGAGACGAGGAGAAGAAGAGCGAGGUUAAUGAAAGCAAAUCUGUUGAAAAGGAAGACGGGAAGGAAAACGCGGAGGCUGAGAAGGAAGGCAAGGAAAAGGAAUCAGCGGACAAGCCAGAGGAAGCAGAAGAUGGUGAAGAAGAGGGGGAGGAAGAGGACGUUGAGGAUGCAGAAAUGGAGGGUGAUGCAGAGGAGCAAGGCGAAGGAGAUGGCGCCGCAGAGAAGGACAGUGAUGAUGAGGAGGUGGGGAACCUGCAGCUGGCCUGGGAGAUGCUGGAAGUAGCCAAAGUCAUCUACAAAAGGAAAGAGACUAAGGAUGAUCAGCUGAUGGCAGCUCAGGCCCACCUGAAGUUGGGUGAAGUUUCUGCUGAAUCAGGAAAUUACACACAGGCGUUGGAGGAUUUCCAAGAGUGCCUGAAACUGCAGGUGAAGCACCUGGACUCAGACAGCCGCCUGCUCGCCGAGACUCACUACCAGCUGGGCCUGACCUACAGCCUGAACCUUCAGUACAGCCAGGCCAUCGAGGAGCUGAACAGCUCCAUCUCUGUCAUAAAGAGCAGGCUGGACAAACUGCAGGAGCUGCUAGACAAGGCCGAGGGUCCCGAGGCUCUGCCAGAUGAGAGGAAGGAGAUGGAGGAGCUGAAGGCUCUGCUUCCAGAGAUCCAGGAGAAGGUGGAGGACGCCACGGAGGGGCAGAAAACGGCGAGCACAGCUUCUGAGGCUGUGAAGGGUGUACUGGAUGGAGGCUCCACUUCCUCUGCAUUCCCCGUCUCCGCUGCACUGAACGGUGAUGCUUCCCCCGGUUCGAAAAUUAACGGCACGUCGACCAACGCCGUCGGUUCUACCAACGGACACGCCUCCACAGCUCCAGUCUCUGACAUCUCCCACCUGGUCAGAAAGAAGAGGAAACCAGAGGAGAGUCCAGUGAAGGAGGGCAUGGUUAAGAAGGUGAAGCAGGACGACGGUCACACUAACGGGGAGCGGCAGCCUCAUAAUGACGGUGUUCACAAAGCCGGCGGAGAACCUGGCGAAAACACCAGCAGUAUGGAAGUCGAGAGUCAGUGAAGCUGGAUUCUCCAGAUUUUUGCCUCCACCCAAGAAGAGAUUCACUAUCAUGCCAAAAUCUUACUGUUGCUACACUUGUUUGCUGUUGUAAAUAUGUGCAUCUUUUUCUACGCCACUUGUUGUUUUGUUAGUGUUUGUUUGCAUAUGUAGCCUGUGAAGUUGAAUAAAGAGUAUCAUUUGAUAAAA
Xiphias gladius (swordfish) is the source of this 1852-nucleotide messenger RNA. RefSeq names its product histone-binding protein N1/N2-like. Gene Ontology annotation, biological process: CENP-A containing chromatin assembly; DNA replication-dependent chromatin assembly. Gene Ontology annotation, cellular component: nucleoplasm. Bases 152 to 1666 code for a protein of 504 amino acids. The transcript is spliced from 14 exons. The record is from RefSeq and is a predicted model, not a curated record. NCBI's taxonomy places the organism in Eukaryota, Metazoa, Chordata, Actinopteri, Istiophoriformes, Xiphiidae. Gene Ontology annotation, molecular function: histone binding.